Ramularia collo-cygni is the source of this 993-nucleotide messenger RNA. RefSeq lists its product as uncharacterized. Gene Ontology annotation, cellular component: nucleus. Gene Ontology annotation, biological process: regulation of DNA-templated transcription. Gene Ontology annotation, molecular function: DNA-binding transcription factor activity, RNA polymerase II-specific; zinc ion binding. Bases 1 to 993 code for a protein of 330 amino acids. The record is from RefSeq and is a predicted model, not a curated record. The transcript has 4 exons. NCBI's taxonomy places the organism in Eukaryota, Fungi, Ascomycota, Dothideomycetes, Mycosphaerellales, Mycosphaerellaceae.
AUGUAUCAAUCGCCUACGCAGCCCGGACAGUGGAGCCAGAAUGGUCCACCGUCCACGUCGCAGCCCAAUCCGCAAGGACAGCAACAACAGCAGCACCAUCAACCACCGCCGCCGCAACAAGGCGCGACGCAAGCCUGGUCUCCUCAGCCCCCGAACGGGCAGAACCCGUAUCAGCCACCCAGGCCAAAUCAGCAAUCGAUUGGUCCACCUCCCACACACGCGCCUCAACAAGGUCCUGUGAUGGCGACACUGCAACCAAACCAUCCAGAUCAGUAUCGCGCACUGCCGUCACUGCCUCCACCGCAGCAAAUGUAUGGGCAGCAGUAUUCCCAGCCUCCGCAGAUGGGCUAUCCUCCGGCGCAACCUGCCCCGCGUCAGAGGACCGCCAUUGCGUGUCGCUACUGUCGCAGACGAAAGAUUCGUUGCUCCGGUUUCGAUCAAUCAGAAGACGGCCGCUGCACCAAUUGCCAGCGCUUUUCACAAGAAUGCGUCUUCACUCCCGUCAGUGCGCAGACACAGGCUUUCGUACCCGCGCACACUGUCUGGCGCGGCCAGAACCCGCCGCCGAAUACGCAACUGUAUGGCGCGUACGGUCAGCCACUCCCACCCGGUGGUCGCGACGGCUAUCCUCCGCAACAGCAGCAGCCGCAGCCCGGCCAGUAUGGUCCUCCACCUCAAGGUUACCAGCAACAGCAGCCCAUGUACGCUCAACAGCCGCAGCAAGGCGGCCCAGUUGCACCGCUGCAGAGUCCUGCUCCCGGCGACGCUGGACGCAAGCGUCCAAACGAUGAGCCGCACACCCCGACGCUGGCGCCGCCAAAUCCGGCUACUCAAAUGCCCCAUCGUGGCUCUGGUGAUGGGCAGUACGCCUACCCUGAUCAAUCUGCUGAAAAGGACAAUGUCGAGAAGCAUGAGGUGUUCCGUCGCAACCCGACGAAGAGUGUUGGCGUUCAGGUGGAUUUGCUGUCCAGCGCCAAAGAGCCGGGCUCGUAG